ACGUUUGCACAGACAGUCUUCAAACAUUCAGGAGCGAGUUAGAUAUAUUGACAGUGUAACGUCAAACACAUAAUAUUUUACCCGUUCUUGUUUGUAAAUUUUACGUCCAAUUACAUACAAAAAAUAUUAUCAAAUGUUUACUGUGUAUAUCGACAACCACAUUUUUGAAGGGAAUAUAUUAUUUAGAUAGCAACAUUAUUGGACGAUCAAAUAUAUAGACACAACAACUCUUAAUAUGUCAUCAACAGAAAGACAAGCGGUGCUAGGCAGUUUUGUCAUAAGACUAUUUCCACAAGUCAUGCAAGGUAUAUUAAAAGAAUACAUUACUUCAAGAGGAUUGACAGAGAAAUAUAAACAGAAAGACAUACGUGCCGUUCUAACGGUUAGUGAAAUAGCAUUAAUGGACAAACUUCCAAAUAUGGUUGAUUUCACAAUCGAAUUAUGCUAUAAGAUAUUACGUUAUGAACAUUUAUUGCCUGAACCGAAGUGUAAGUGGGGAAAUGUUCCAAGCGAUGAAGACGUUGAAAUCAUCGAUGAUAUUCAACGAAUAUUAAAUGGAACGAAUGAAAUUAUCAGAAUGAAGUCCGACGAUAUUUCCGAAGACUACUAUGAAGAAGUUUGUACUACAACACAUGACGUACUAAAGAGGGUAGAUAAAUUCCUUAAUCUGAAUACCUGUGUAGAAUUGUACCACGCAAUUUGCCAAUCGAAAUUAAAUCCUACUGACAUAGUUUCAAAACUGAGGGAAGUCAAGCAGGUCAAUGUGACACACAAUGUUCAUGAAGUUGAUGAAAAUAAGGAACGUUAUUCAAGAAUUUCACUGGUUGUCAUUGAAAGUUUUCCAAAUAUGCUCAGAAAUGUAAUCCGAUCAAUUAAAACAGCAAGGGAAAUGUACAAUUUGUGCACACCUUUUCUUAGAUACUUUACGUCUGAUCAGCAAACUAAACUACAAGAGUUACAAUCAUCAAAUUCUUAUGAUUCGUUGGAUAUUUCCAUGAUAUACAGAUUGCUUAAACAAUUUUCGCUGAUAAGUCGUCCAACAAAGAACUGGGGAGAUGUUCCAGACGAAAAUGAUAUAACAUUAGCAGAUGACGUAGAACGUAUACGCUAUUUUAGAAACAAAAUAGCCCAUAUGUGCAGCACAAAUAUCGAGAAGGUUGAAUUCGAUAAUUACUUCAACCAGUUUCUUGAUAUUGGUCGUAGAAUGGAUAAAAUAACAAUAAGGAGAUUUGGUGAAAACUUCCAAAAUACAAACUUUGAAAGUGAGAUUAUUGGACAUAAGACGUGCAAUAUGGAUAUCCAAAUGCAGAUCAAAUACAAGAACGCAUUGAAGGAGCUUGAGAACAUAAAAUUGAGAUUCGAAAAAAAGCCAAUAAAAUUUUUCUGGGGAGAAAGCUUUCAAAGAAGUUUGAUGAAUCUAAGAUCACUUUUACAGGAAGAAAAGUUAGAAGGAAGAAAGAAAAUCCGUAUACAGAUAAUCUUUGAGAACCAAUCUGAUGGGGAGAAAAAUAAAAAUAUACUUAAUGCCCUUAAAGACGAGGUAAAUGAAGGUUUAAGUGGAAUAGAAUUCAUAUCGGCAACAAAAGGGAGUUUAAUUCUGAAUGUAGAUGUAUUGCUGGAAAUGAUGGCAACAGAUGAAUUUUUGCAAUCUACUAUUUCUUCAUUUGUUGAAAAGAUUUCGGAACUUAUUACACUCUCAACCACUGAAAGUAUCGAUAUUACUUUGUCACACACUGAAGAGUUUCCAACAUGGACUACAACAAUAGAGAGUGCAUACCCAAUUUACCUAGACUUUGAUAUUGAGGCUAACUUACUUAAAACCGAUGAUCAAUUGAAAGAACAGUUAAGCAAAAUAUCUGAAAACAUUUCGAAACAUGGCAAUGGAAGAACAACACACUCCGAUAUUUCUGCAACAGUCCUUCCUAUAAAUCUUGAAAAUAUAGUAACCAAAGAAGAAUCGUUUACUCAAGCUCAAACAGCAAUCGGAGACAACAUUCAUGUCUCUGCCACUUUGCGCAAACACGUAGACAUCAAAUCCAAAGAAAAUACAUCUCAGAACAUCAAAGACUGUAUAAAAAUAGGCAAUAUGUUACUGUUUACUGAAGAUUCUGAAAACCAACUCAUUAUUUAUAAUGCAGAUGGUACUUUGGAACGUACUUUUCAUCUGGAUUAUAAACCGUGGUAUUUAGCGGAGAUCAACAGAAACACUGUGGCAGUAUCGUGUCCAAGUGCUAAAACUGUAUUGAUAAUAAACAUAUAUACAGGCUCUGUCAGCGAUAAAAUUAAAUUAGAGAAAUACUGCUUUGGAAUAUCAUACAAUGAUUAUCUCUAUGUUGUUGUUGAAUUUGAAUCACUUUAUGUGAUGGACUUAGCUGGCGAAGUAAUACGUACCAUAGAUUUAGUCCAUAUCUGCCAUAUUACAGUGCACAAAAACAUGCUGGUUUAUAUAGACAAUACAUCAAUAAGCUGCUUAUCUUUAGACGGAAAGGUUAUUUGGAAGUUUGAAAAUGACAAAUACAAACGUUUACGUCGUGUGACAACAGAUGAUGAAGGAAAUGUAUAUGUUACUAAUGAAGAUACUAACGUUGUAUUAGUUGUAUCUAAAGAUGGACAACUGAAAAAAGAAAUUCUCACUGAGUCGGAUGGAAUGGACAUGCCAGCUGGAAUUCAUUUUGAUAAAAAAGAAAACAUUCUCAUGAUUUGUAGUGACCGAGAUGCUUGGCUUUUUGACGUCAUCAAGAACAAGAAAUAAACUUGUAAAUCUUAUUCUUUUUAUUUGUCGGAUUUAUUGCGUUUUAGUACAUAAAAAUGAAUUCAUCAUAAUUGAUUAAUAGACUUACCGUAGAUAAUAGGUAUCCCAUAAUUGCUUAUUUAGUUAUUUUAUAAGCAAUCACUCAUAUUAAUUUUAAUUUAUUUUCCAGUACUUUUUUUUAUUAAAAUAUCUUGGUGGUGUAACAAACAUCGCUUAUUAUUUACAA
Messenger RNA from Mytilus californianus (California mussel), 2978 nucleotides. RefSeq lists its product as uncharacterized. Bases 236 to 2752 code for a protein of 838 amino acids. The record is from RefSeq and is a predicted model, not a curated record. NCBI's taxonomy places the organism in Eukaryota, Metazoa, Mollusca, Bivalvia, Mytilida, Mytilidae. The transcript has 7 exons.